CUGCUAAAAUAAAAUCAAAGUUGAAUAUAAAUUGGAGCAAGAGACUUCAAGAACAAAGAAAAAUCCGACAAAGGCAGAAUAACAAUUUGGAUUUAAGAACUUUAUUAAUGUACUUUAAAGUAUCUGUCGAAUUUGCUUUAGCACACCAAAAAAGAAAAAGAAGAAAAUUUAAGAAAGAAAAACAAGAUAAAGGCAAAGGACAAAAUAUUUCUG
Molecule: messenger RNA, 213 nt
Organism: Racocetra persica
Lineage: Eukaryota; Fungi; Glomeromycota; Glomeromycetes; Diversisporales; Gigasporaceae
Source: the annotation of a GenBank genome assembly